Molecule: messenger RNA, 966 nt
Organism: Nymphaea colorata (pocket water lily)
Lineage: Eukaryota; Viridiplantae; Streptophyta; Magnoliopsida; Nymphaeales; Nymphaeaceae
Product: agamous-like MADS-box protein AGL12
Exons: 7
Coding region: 1-966 (321 amino acids)
Biological process (GO): positive regulation of transcription by RNA polymerase II
Cellular component (GO): nucleus
Molecular function (GO): protein dimerization activity; DNA-binding transcription factor activity, RNA polymerase II-specific; RNA polymerase II cis-regulatory region sequence-specific DNA binding
Source: RefSeq, a predicted model, not a curated record
AUGGCCCGAGGGAAGAUCCAGCUGAGGCGGAUCGAGAACGCCGUGCACCGGCAGGUUACCUUCUGCAAGCGCAGAGCCGGGCUGCUGAAGAAGGCCAAGGAGCUGUCCGUGCUCUGCGAUGCUGAUAUCGGCCUCAUCAUCUUCUCCACUCACGGCAAACUGUACGAGCUCACCACCAACGGGACUAUGGAAGAGUUGAUUGAGAGGUACAUGAAGUCAACUCGGAGUUCAUGCAUGGGAGAAGUUGGAUCAGUUGUCUGUUCCAACCAGGAAGGACAAAGAGAUAUAGCGAUGACGAAGCAGCAGAUACAGUUACUGCAAAAGGGUCUCGUGAGCUACAUGAUGGGAGAGGGAAUGGGGAACAUGACGCUAGAAGAGCUGCAAUCGUUGGAAAAGCACCUCCAGCUGUGGAUCUGUCACGUACGAUCAAUGAAGGAUGAAGUCAUGCUCCAAGAGAUUCAAGUUUUGAGAAACAAGGAGAACAUACUCAAGGCAACAAAUGAGGUUUUGCGAGAGAAGGCAGAAGCAGCAGCAGCAGCAGCAGCAGCAGAAACAAAAGCAGCUAGCAGAGGCAAGAUGAUGAAGAUUACCAAGGUGCUGUUGCUGGCCUUCGUGGUGUUGGCUCCAUUGGCCAUACAGCAGGCGAGGGCGAGGGCGCUGGAGGCGAGCGGUCCAGAGGCAGGCGGGCCCGAGUCAGCAGAAGCAGAAGAAGUCCUGACUACUCAAGUAAAGGCCGUUCUUGGUUGCCUGGACGGAUUGGCUGAACACGUUGACGAGUUCUUCUUGAACUUGGGGCAGGGAAAGUACCUCGGGGAGCUUGCCUGCAAGGUUCUGGCCGACAAACCCCUGUGCCUGGACGCCCUCCAUUUCCUGCUGGACCUUGUCCAUUAUGAGGCCGGAGAUGUACGUGCUGCCUGCGGACUGCCGGGUAUCAGCCCCGCCGAUGCACCAAUUCCCACCAUCUAA